Penaeus monodon (black tiger shrimp) is the source of this 516-nucleotide messenger RNA. Its product is annotated as one cut domain family member 3-like. Lineage: Eukaryota; Metazoa; Arthropoda; Malacostraca; Decapoda; Penaeidae. The record is from RefSeq and is a predicted model, not a curated record.
AGGAAAAUACCGAUCGGGGCGCCAUGGUGCACCCGCCUUGAAGGGGGAAGUGAUGAGGGUUGUGCUUUGCGGUUGAGAUUGUCGUGGCAGUGUAUUAGUGCAGUUCAGGAGCCAGUGUGCCACGGAUGGUUGAGUGUGCAAGUGCGCAAGGAGUGGCGCUGUGAUGGAGGGGCCGCAUGUGGUCCGCCCCUUACGCCCUGCGCAGUGCCACGCCUCUCUGUUUGACCAGCUGGGCGGCGUGUUCGAGGCGCAGCCGUCGCGCUCGUACUCGGGGGACGACGUGGAGCCCGAGAGCCGCGCUGAGGGGAACCCCCUCAAGCGCUCCUGGUCCUUCGACGAGCGGAAGUUCGGCCAGCUGGCCCACGGCGGCGGCGAUGCCCGCGAGCGAGGCCCCGACGCCCACGCCGCCCACCACCCGCGGGCUGCCAUGAUGCCGCCGCCGCCGCCCCUCGACCAGGACACGCGCCGUCAGCUGGACGAGUUCGAGGAAGUGAUCUCGCGCAUGGAGACCAUGAA